CGUUGUUGUAGGAUGUUGCUUUGGCUAUUUUCUGUUUUUUGUUCAUUCGGAAAUAUCAUGAGUGCUAUGUUAAGAACCGGGUUAGUAAUGUACUAUUGCGCAACAUAAGUACUAUGUUUAUAAUAGAAAUGAGGGUAUCAAAUCGACAUUUUGAAACUUUUUGGUAUGAGUAGCUAGCUGGCUGCAAUACCGAUAUGAUAGUGUUUCAUUGAAACUACUGCGUUUAUCACUGAUCAGGAUACAUCCUAUUAGUAUUUAUUACACAGAGGCAAUGAAUAGCACUGAAACUAUCGAUGAACGAGACUCGCUGAGUAACGGAAUCCCGCUGAGCAUUACAGAGGAUACCAAGAUAUCAGACAUGGUUGAUCUGCUGCAUAUUGAUGUCGAACCCGACACCAUCACAGUAGUCAGCCAUGGUACCGAAGACAGCCCAUGUUCUAGAAACGUCCUGAGAAAACAGAGAAACUGGGAGAAGACACUGGCUGCCAAGAAGAACAAGAGGAAAGAGGAGAAGCUGAGGAGAAAGCUGAACCGCGCUGAGCAGCCAGGCCUACAUGGGGACGCCUCCCAGCUCAGCAAACGUGUUGUCAAGGCGAUCACUAAAGAGCGCCUCACGGAGGCCAGAGUGGCAGGACCCAAGCUGUGUGUGGACCUCAGCAUGACGGACUGCAUGUCCCACAAGGAAAUAAGUCGGCUUGCCUGUCAGAUACGGAGGUUGUACGGCUCCAACCGAAAAGCUGCCAGGCCCUUCCACUUGCUGCUGACGGACAUGAGGGAGGGCAGCCUGCUGUACAGGGAGUGUGUGAGGAUGAACGAUGGCUUCCUCAGCUACGUGAUGGACAUCACUGAUGAAAACUGUCUGGACCUGUUUCCUGGGGACAGCGUGAUCUACCUGACACCAGACGCUGAGCAAGCCCUGGAGACAGUGGAUGCAGAGAAGGUUUAUAUACUUGGAGGGUUGGUGGAUGAAAGCAUUCAGAAGAAGCUCAGCUACCUCAAGGCGAGGGAGAGAAACGUGAGCACAGCCAGGCUGCCCAUCGAUGAGUACAUGGUGAAGAAGAACAACCCCAAAAACUUCCACUCCAAAAUACUGGCUAUCAAUCAGGUGUUUGACAUCCUGCUGGCUUUCUGUGAGACGGGGAGCUGGACACAGGCAAUGCAGGCGGGGGUUCCCCCAGGGAAAGGGUACAUGGUCGUCCUGGACUCUGCAUUGGAAACACAGCGCUGAACGUUCAGUGUGUGAACUGAAACGCCACACCGCACACGCAUCGUCUGGGAGAGACCACCUGGGUGCUUUCAGUCUGUCCUUACCACACACUGCUAAACGUUACAGCAGAGGAAGCAUAAAUACAACUCACUGAACACACACUGCCUCGAAGGACCAUAUGGUACAUACACAACGCACUGAUUACACACUGCCUCAGAGGACCAUACGGGACAUACACAACGCACUGAACACACACUGCCUCAGAGGACCAUACGGGACAUACACAACGCACUGAUUACACACUGCCUCAGAGGACCAUACGGGACAUACACAACACACUGAUUACACUGCCUCAGAGGAACAUACGGGACAUACACAACACACUGAUUACACACUGCCUUGAAGGACCAUAUGGUACAUACACAACGCACUGAACACACACUGCCUCGAAGGACCAUAUGGUACAUACACAGCGCACUGAACACACAUUGACACUGCUAAUGUGUGCCUAAGACUUCUGCCAAUGACUCUGAAGUUACCAUGGCUAUGCCUAAAGAUGCCCUGUUGCUGAAACUGUGUCCCUGCCGAAAGAGGUAGCAGCAGCACUCGAACAGGUAACUGAGACCCGGGGUCCUGUUUAAGCAUGGGAAAGGGAGGCUUCAUGGCCCCCAAAUUGAAUGUUUCGCCACUGACUCACUGAUUUUAACCAUUAAUAGCAUUUUGCUGCGGAGUGUGAGAGCUUUUGGUUGAUUUAUACAAGUCAGUAAUUGACAGCACAUAUUAGCAGCCUCUGUUAUUGGGUUCCUGGAGCUUCACUGUUCCCUUUCUAGUUCUGUUUAUGUGCUUGACUU
Molecule: messenger RNA, 2058 nt
Organism: Megalops cyprinoides (Indo-Pacific tarpon)
Lineage: Eukaryota; Metazoa; Chordata; Actinopteri; Elopiformes; Megalopidae
Gene: trmt10b
Product: tRNA methyltransferase 10B
Exons: 8
Coding region: 272-1228 (318 amino acids)
Biological process (GO): tRNA N1-guanine methylation
Cellular component (GO): nucleoplasm; nucleus
Molecular function (GO): tRNA binding
Source: RefSeq, a predicted model, not a curated record